Molecule: messenger RNA, 819 nt
Organism: Exophiala mesophila
Lineage: Eukaryota; Fungi; Ascomycota; Eurotiomycetes; Chaetothyriales; Herpotrichiellaceae
Exons: 2
Coding region: 1-819 (272 amino acids)
Biological process (GO): protein phosphorylation
Molecular function (GO): ATP binding; protein kinase activity
Source: RefSeq, a predicted model, not a curated record
AUGGAGCCUUUACACUAUGUCAGUAGCACCUCGCAGUUCUCUCGCAUUGGUCCAGGCCUCGUCGUCAAGGCGCCCAUGGAAGUUUCGAAAGAGAACCCCAAUCAUAAACAGCUGGAGGAACAUAAUGCGAAGGCAAUUGACGUGGAAGCGCAAAUUUUGAAAAGACUGGGUCGUCACCCCAGGAUCGUCCCAUUCCACGGGGUCAAUGACACGGGCAUUUUGCUCAGCGAAGCAGUGCAUGGAAACCUACAGGCAUACAUCGACUCCAACAAUCCAACAAUAGACACUGCUCUACGUUGGAAAUGGUCUCUGCAGGCGGCCGAAGCCAUUGCAUAUUUACAUGAGAAAGGCGUGAUCCACUCGGAUCUACGACCUGAAAACUACCUGGUGCAUGCCACAGUCGAACCACGCGAUGAUGUUGAUCCUUCUCCGUCACUAGACCUGUGGCUUUGCGACUUUGGCGGGUCCGUGUGUGAAGAAUUGGGGUUAGAUGGCGGACACUUACCCGACGACCCUUUCUUCGACCACCGAAAGCCCUGGGUGUCGACACGGGAAACCGAUAUCUUCAGUCUCGGAUCUGUCUUCUUCAACAUCCUGACAGGAUAUUGGCCAUACAGGGAGGGCCCGCCUCCUAAGAGUAUGGAGGGCAUAAUUGCUUAUGAGAAGGAAGUGAACGAGUUAUUCACAGCGAGCAAGUUUCCAGACGUUUCCAAGUCGAGCGGUGGGAAUGUGAUCAAGGGUUGCUGGGAUUACCGCUAUCAGACAGCCCAGGAUGUGGUAGAAGCCAUCAAGAGGGAAAUAGCAGUACUGGGAAUGUAA